Pantherophis guttatus is the source of this 3947-nucleotide messenger RNA. RefSeq names its product MPV17 mitochondrial inner membrane protein like 2 (gene MPV17L2). Gene Ontology annotation, cellular component: mitochondrion; cytoplasm; membrane. The record is from RefSeq and is a predicted model, not a curated record. Gene Ontology annotation, biological process: mitochondrial ribosome assembly. Lineage: Eukaryota; Metazoa; Chordata; Lepidosauria; Squamata; Colubridae.
UGACGCAUGCGCAGAGCACUGCUCUGUUUUUUAUUAACUUUUCCAUUUAUUUUCCAAAGGCGAGCAGGCGGAAAAUAACCCGGUUAGCGGUUAACUUAUUAUUAAACCCAUUCUGGUUGCCUCUCCACCCGCGGGGAUCGAACCUACUUCCGCUCUAGUAGCUGUAAUAGACGGGCAGUUCGUACAUGUGACUCGCUCUUGCUUCACACCAGCCGGUUUCGUUCGCCUCUUUCCUUCGCUCUUGGCUCUUCCUCUGUUGCAAAGAAGCGCAACCCUCUUCUAAUCGUUCCCUUUCACCUCAUUCUUGGUACUAGGAGAACAGCCAUGCUUGCUCAGGGCAGAAAAAUUUUCUCUGGACUUUCUGUCUACUGGAAGCCUCUCUUCAAAGGCCGCCUCCUGCUCGUAACCAACACGGUCAGCUGUGGUGGACUUCUAGCUGCAGGAGACGCACUUCGCCAAUCCUGGGAGAUAAAGAAGGACUCUAAACGGAAAUGGGAUCGUGUCCGGACAGCACGAAUGUUCACCAUCGGCUGCACUAUGGGCCCAAUGAUGCACUACUGGUACCUGUGGCUAGACAGGGCCUUCCCUGCUGCUGGCUUCAGCGGCAUCAGGACCGUCCUGAAAAAAGUUUUCAUUGAUCAGAUCGCUGCCUCCCCAGUCUUCGGGGUUUGGUAUUUCAUAGGGCUUGGAUCUUUAGAAGGACAGACUCUGGAGCAAAGCUGGCAUGAAUUGGAGGAGAACUUUUGGGAAUUCUACAAGAUGGACUGGUGUGUGUGGCCACCAACACAGCUGAUCAACUUUCUGUUCCUGCCACCCACGUAUCGAGUGAUUUACAUGAAUGUCAUCACUCUAGGAUGGGACACUUACCUAUCAUACCUUAAACAUCGUAAUAAAAAGCCAGUGCUCAGCCAGGACGAAGACUCUAAACCUUGCACUUCUGAGAUCCAGACUACUGGGUGAAAAGUGUGAAUAACCAAACUACUUUUUAAAAACUCGAAGCAAUCUAGCAUCUUUUUUUUUUUUGGAAAAAUACUAUUUGAAUUCUUCUAUGUGGGAAAUGGUGCCUGAAUGAGUCUGUUUUCUGCAAGCAAUUCUGAUUUUCCUUGUCAAAAACUCAGUAACAGGAACGAGACUGAAGGCUCAAAGCACUUUUCCUUUGACAGCCUGAAGCAGCAACCAACAUCCAGGAAGCAGAAGUGCUGCCCCUUAAAAGUGCCAAAUUAUAGAUUUUUCUAAUUUAUUUAUUUAUUAAUUUUGUAUCGCCUCAAUCUUAUGAUUUUGAAUGGUGUGCAAGAAUCCCAACAGUGAUCUUAAAAUCAAUCGUGUCGACAAAAACAGAGACAAAGAAAAUAUGCCCAUCUUCCUUCUCCGCUAAGUUUCAGAGGAAUCAGGAAAGUUUUCCAGAGCUUCCUAAAAGCCAAGAAUGAAGCAUCAAGUGUAUUUCCAGGGAAGGUUUAUUCCAUAGAGCAGCGUUUCUCAUGCUCAACAGCAUUAAGAUGAGUGGACUUCGACUCCUAGAAUUCCCCAGCCAGCAAUGAGAUGUGGCCAUAUUUGAGAAACGUUGAUUGUCUUCGGAUGGUUCAAAUUAGCAACUCAGUUCAUUCUUUGGAGGAUGAAUACAUCUAUUUUGGAAAUAAUAACUAUUUAGAUAACAGGAGAGUCAGACAAGCUAAGAAAUGGAGAAGUAAAUAAAAGCGGGAAAUUCCUUUUGGUACCUGGAAACCAGUAGUGAAAUAUAAAAUUUGUUACUACCGGUUCUGUGGGUGUGGCUUGGUGGGGGGGGGUGUAAUGUGACUGGGUGGGCAUGGGCAACUUUUUUUUUUUUUUUUACUUUUAAAAGCAUUUUUUCUACAACGUCUUCAGCCAAAGAGGUUGAUUAAAAAAUAAUUUUAAAAGGCUCUGACGAUCCCAGCUGAGCCGCGCGAUCAUCAGAGGCUUUUUUACUUUCAAAAGCAUAUUUUCAGCCGAAGAAAAGAUACUUUUAAAAGUAAAAAAAAAAAGCCUCUGAUGAUUGCGCGGCUCAGGUGGGCAUGGGGGGGGGGGCAAGGAUUUUUGCUACCAGUUCUCCGAACCACCUGCCGCCAUUGCUACGGGAUCAAGUGAUCCGGUCCAAACCGGGAGCAUUUCACCCCUGCUGUAAACUCACAGCAUCCUUUACAGAACAUGUUGCCAGAGGGGAUGGAUUUGGGCAGCCUAUACAUUUAAUGAAUAUAUCUUUAAAAAAUAACAAACAAGCUUGAGAGCAACUUCAUCCCACGAUUGUGUUGGAAGAUUAAAUAUGGGGAACUAGAUUGUGUCCUUAUUGUUAUGCUCACAAGCAGUGCCGCAGAAGAUAGAAUAAAAAAAGGCCUUAAAACCAAGAAUGAGUGACCAAAUGACUCUAAAGCAUGGGAAUUUUUCAAUUCCCUAUUUUUUCCUUCAGUGGAUUAGAGAAAUAUAUCAGGGAAAUGUUUGCUUAUGAUAUAUCCAGACUUUUAUUGAACUUAUUCUUCAUCUUAUCUCCUAUAUUUGCUGCAUAGGUAGAUCAAACUGCCAGGGGUGAUUGUGCGGGACAUUACGGUUGCAGUAAAUACGAUGAUAUCUAUGGAGAUUCUCAAUCAUGUCAAAAGUGCGUUUUCCAAAUGGCAACUGGACUUUCUUGGUGUUUUUUUUUUUUUAAACAUUUCGCUUCUCAUCCAAGAAUGAAGUAGCUUCUCGGAUGAGAAGUGAAAUGUUUUCAAAGUACUAAAACCAAGGAAGUCCAGUUGCCUUUUGGAAAAAGCUCCUUUGGGAUAAAUAUGCUGAUGUUACCUAGUUCUCUAUAUCUUGCCACUCAACAUCAGAGAAAUAGCACGGACCCAUGAAAAUGGCAGGAUCCUUGGUGCUCUCUGACUUUGGUGGUUUUCAUCAGUGGCCUGACGAUGUUAUCUAAUUUGGUAAUGAAAUGUCUGCAAGAAAACCAAGUUCAAAGAGCAUCAAUGACUCGGCAGUUUAACCCUGAACUACAAAUAUUCUCUUCUAUCGGUACACUUGAAGAUUGCUUACUCAGUAAUCGGCUGGAUGAGGGAGAAUAUAUUGAAAUGAUAUGCAGAGAAGAUGGGUGUGCUAUGGGUCACUGUUACAGUGACCCAUACUGUUACAGUAUUGUGAUUUGGACUGGGCUAGAUGGUGCUGCACUCCUUCCUAAAACAGCAGGUCCAUAGAUUAUGUGUGAUCCCCAGGAAAUUGUCCAGAGAAAUCAAUGGUAAAAGAUGCAUUUCCACAAUCAUGCUAAGCGUAUCAGUUGCAAUUGUUUGUUGGCCAGCUGGAUUGGGCUACAGUCAUCCACAUUUUUGUUGUAUUUCAUCUGAUGUACAGGUAGUCCUCAACUUACAACCAUUCAUUUAGUGACUGUUCCAAGUUAUAACGGCAUUGAAAAAAGCGACUUGAUGUUUUUCACAUUCACGAUCACUGCAGCAUCCCCAUGUCAUGUGAUCAAAAUUCAGAUGCUUGGCAACUGACUCAUAUUUUUGAGAUUUGCAGCGUCCCAGGUGUGUGUGUGUGUGUGUGUGUGUGUGUGUGUGUGUGUGUGUCAGGUGAUCCUCUUUUCUGACCUUCUGACAAACAAAGUCAACGGGGAAGCCAGAUUCACUUAACAACCGUGUUACUAUUUUAAGAACUGCAGCAAUUUACUUAACCGUUAAGUGAGCAUGGGGCAAAAUUCACUUAACUGUCUUGCUUAGCAGUGGAACUUCUAGUCUCCGUUAUGGUGGCAAGUCGAGGACUAUCUGUAUUUAGAGGCUACCUGAAAAAGUUCAUAAGAUUUUAAAGGUGAUUUUGUAAAUAGCCACCUGCAAGAUUCUCUGCUAUCAAUGAACAGAAAGUCUCUAAUGUAUUUGGGAAUAAAUGUUUUCUAAAUCAGAAAGUUUGAUUGCUGAUAUUAUUGUACCUGUCUCUUUCCUCUCAAUAAAUCUUAUUAAAGACUGUCA